Molecule: messenger RNA, 2342 nt
Organism: Prosopis cineraria
Lineage: Eukaryota; Viridiplantae; Streptophyta; Magnoliopsida; Fabales; Fabaceae
Product: calcium-dependent protein kinase 1
Exons: 8
Coding region: 352-2094 (580 amino acids)
Biological process (GO): protein autophosphorylation; peptidyl-serine phosphorylation; intracellular signal transduction
Cellular component (GO): nucleus; cytoplasm
Molecular function (GO): ATP binding; calcium ion binding; calmodulin binding
Source: RefSeq, a predicted model, not a curated record
UGCAGUAUCCAAUCGAAACGCGUUUCCUUCAUUUUCUCUUUGAAGAUAAAUAAUUGUCUCCUUGUCUCUGAAAUCUGAAUAUAUAUAUAUAUAUAUAUAUAUAUAUAUAAUAAAAGAUGUAAUUGUAAUUGUAAUUAAUCAGUUGAUACAAACGAAGUCUCAAGUCUCAACUUGUUCCCACAAACCAAAUCACCAUUCCCUUCUUCGUCUCCAUCUCUUGGUUGACUUACAUACACAUUAUUAAGGAUUCAAAUAUCAAAUCCAAUUCUUAUAUCUUGUGUUAGCUGAUGAAGUGGGCUUAGAUCCGAAUCGUUAAAGUUGGGGGAGAGUUUAAACCAGGUGUGACUCUUUAUGGGGAACACUUGUGUUGGACCGAGCAUUUCAAAAAAUGGUAUAUUCCAAUCAGUUUCUGCGGUAAUAUGGAAAUCUCGUGCUCUCGAUGACGAAUCAGUUUCUAAUAGAGGAACUGCAAAUGAGGAAACAGCUAGAGGACCUGAAUCAUCGUCCAUGCCUGUCCAAUUCAAACCUCCUGAGCAAAUAACUAUGCCAAAACCGGAAGUGAAACCAGUAGAGAAGCCAGAACCCAAACCAGACCAAGACCAGAAAUCUAAACACAAGAAACCUGCUUCGAUAAAAAGGGUGUCUAGUGCAGGGCUCCGUGUCAAUUCUGUACUACAAACAAACACUGGUAAUUUCAAGGAGUUUUAUAUUCUGGGGAGAAAACUGGGACAGGGUCAGUUUGGGACAACAUUUUUAUGUGUGGAGAAGGAAACGGGUAAAGAAUAUGCCUGUAAAUCUAUGGCAAAAAGGAAGAUGGUAACUGACGAGGAUGUUGAGGAUGUGAGAAGAGAAAUUCAGAUUAUGCAUCACUUGGCUGGGCAUCCUAAUGUUAUAUCCAUCAAAGGUGCUUAUGAAGAUGCAGUAGCCGUUCAAGUUGUCAUGGAGUUAUGUUCAGGUGGUGAGCUUUUUGACAGGAUUAUUCAGCGUGGACAUUAUACAGAAAGAAAGGCAGCCAACCUAAUCAGGACUAUAGUUGGGGUUGUGGAAACUUGCCAUUCUCUUGGUGUAAUACACAGAGAUCUUAAACCUGAGAACUUUCUCUUUGUCAAUCAGCAGGAGGAUUCUCCUCUCAAAACCAUAGACUUCGGAUUAUCUAUAUUUUUUAAGCCAGGUGAUGUAUUCACUGAUGUGGUUGGCAGCCCAUAUUAUGUUGCCCCAGAGGUUUUGCGAAAGCGUUAUGGCCCAGAAGCAGAUGUUUGGAGUGCUGGGGUAAUCCUCUACAUUCUUUUGAGUGGAGUACCUCCAUUUUGGGCUGAAAGUGAGGAAGGAAUAUUUAAAGAGGUUCUGCAUGGUGAUCUUGACUUUUCAUCUGAUCCCUGGCCUAGCAUUUCUGAAAGUGCCAAAGAUUUAGUUAGGAAAAUGCUUGUUCGUGAUCCUAGAAGGCGCCUGACUGCACAUGAAGUUUUAUGUCAUCCUUGGAUUCAAGUUGAUGGUGUAGCUCCUGACAAACCACUUGAUUCUGCUGUAUUAACUCGCUUGAAGCAAUUCUCUGCUAUGAAUAGGUUCAAGAAAAUGGCUCUUAUAGUUAUUGCAGAGAGCUUAUCUGAAGAAGAAAUAGCGGGUUUGAAAGAAAUGUUCAAGAUGAUAGAUACAGACAAUAGUGGUCAAAUCACAUUUGAUGAGCUUAAGGCUGGUUUGAAAAGAGUGGGUGCUAAUCUUAAGGAGUCUGAAAUUUAUGAUUUGAUGCAAGCGGCUGAUGUUGACAAUAGUGGAACUAUCGAUUAUGCGGAGUUUUUAGCUGCAACAUUGCAUCGAAACAAGAUUGAAAGAGAAGAUCACCUUGUUGCUGCCUUUUCUUACUUCGAUAAGGAUGGAAGUGGCUAUAUUACUCUAGAUGAACUUCAACAAGCUUGUGUGGAGUUUGGCGUAGAAGAUAUCCGCUUGGAAGAGAUAAUCAAGGAAAUCGAUCAAAAUAACGAUGGGAGGAUAGAUUAUAAUGAGUUUGUAGCCAUGAUGCAGAAAGGAAAUGUUCCUGUAAUUGGUAAGAAGGGCUUAGAACAUAGCUUCAGCAUUGGUUUUAGGGGAAGGCAUUAAAACUUUAUAUUUAGGGAUCAUUGAGAUUCUUUUCUUCUUUUCCUGGGCUUCAAGAUAUAUUUAACAAGAACAAGCAGGCAUGUUUAUUUUCUCCUGUUGUUUUUGUGCUUCCAAUAUAAAUUUGGAUUUUGUCAUUUUGCUAUACUGUACAAAUUUCAGAUUCUUGUAAAAACAUUGUUUCUCAUUAUCAGUCAGUGCACGGCAUAUGGACUGAAUAUUGGUGGACGCGUCAUUUUUCUCGUUUGUAA